Messenger RNA from Salmo salar (Atlantic salmon), 3327 nucleotides. RefSeq names its product signal recognition particle receptor subunit beta. The record is from RefSeq and is a predicted model, not a curated record. NCBI's taxonomy places the organism in Eukaryota, Metazoa, Chordata, Actinopteri, Salmoniformes, Salmonidae. Gene Ontology annotation, molecular function: GTP binding.
CGAAGAAGAAGCAGCAUGUACACGUGUCCUCGGUGAGGCGACAGCUCAGAUACGGAGGCUGAUAUGGCUACAGAGACCGGCAUCAAUAUGGAGGACAACAUAGACGUGGAAGCGAGUGAAAAACCUUUUGAGCUUCAUUUAGACGCUUUAAAGAAGGUGUUGGAAGACCAAGACCCCAUAUUUAUUAUCGGAAUUAUUGUUUCUUUGUCUGUUGUUGUCAUCACUUUGGUGUUGUUGAAGUACUUACUAAGCAGAAAAACUGUCCAAAGUGCUGUGCUGCUGGUUGGUCUCUGCGAUUCUGGAAAGACCCUUCUCUUUAGUCGAUUGUUAUCAGGAAAGUUCAAGAAAACCCAGACCUCCGUCACAGACAGCAGUGCCCCUUACAAAGCCAAGAACGAGAGGGGAAGCAGCUGGACCCUGAUUGACCUACCUGGACAUGACAGUCUUCGGCCUCAGUAUGUGGAGAAGUUCAAGUCAGCUGCCAGAGCCAUGGUGUUUGUGGUGGACAGUGCCAUCUUCCAGAAGGAAGUGAGAGACGUGGCUGAGUUUCUGUACUUCCUGUUGACUGACAGUGUAGUGUCCAGGAAUGUCCCUUCUCUGAUAGUGGCCUGCAACAAGCAAGAUAUCACCAUGGCAAAAUCUGCUAAGCUGAUUCGUCAGCAGCUGGAGAAAGAGCUGAACACACUGAAAGUGACAAGGUCUGCGGCUCUGAGCGCCCAGGAUGGGUCUGCGGGGGCCAGCGUGCACCUGGGGAAGAAAGGCAAAGACUUUGAGUUCAGCCAGCUGCCCAUGAAGGUGGAGUUCCUGGAGUGCAGUGCCCGAGGCAGCAAAGGGGAGGACAGGGAGGCAGACAUCGCCAGCCUCGAGAAGAGCCUGGCAAGGCUGUGAGAUGACUGGGUCUCAUUAUUGACCAUUUAGUUCCCGUAGGUCACUACUUUGGCCAAGAGCUCUUGAGUGGGGUGCAUUAUGGGGAAUUAGGCUAAGGUCUCUCAGCAUAUCAGGCAUCUUCGUCGGUCCUCAGAACUCCAGACUCAACACAACUACACUAUGGAAGUGAGUUGUGCUGACAUCACAAGGUCAGCAGCGGUACUUGAUGUUUUGAAUGCUAAUUUUGCGAAAAGAUCAGAUUUUAUUUCCAUUUUUUUUUUUUUUUGCUUUGCUCAUCUCUAGCAGGCGUUUCUUUUUGUCUAGCAAAUGACCCGUCCUCACCCACGGCUAUGAAACAAUAUCAACAUUUAUUUCUACUAUCGUUUAUCUAUUUGUUUUUUUUCCCCCCUCAUCAGCAUUUGACUAAUCCAUCAAUCAUGAUAUCCUGUGAAUGUGAUGAGAUAUUUCACUAAACCCGCCUCAGACGACCUAUCGUAUUUCUGCGUUUAGAUUACAGCAGUUUGUAGUUCCUUUCUGGAAUAGGUUAGUUGAAUGUUCCAUCAGUUUGUAUUGUGUUCCAGUGUAUUCUGUAGUUCCAUCAGUUUGUAUUGUGUUCCAGUGUAUUCUGUAGUUCCAUCAGUUUGUAUUGUGUUCCAGUGUAUUCUGUAGUUCCAUCAGUUUGUAUUGUGUUCCAGUGUAUUCUGUAGUUCCAUCAGUUUGUAUUGUGGUCCAGUGUAUUCUGUAGUUCCAUCAGUUUGUAUUGUGUUCCAGUGUAUUCUGUAGUUCCAUCAGUUUGUAUUGUGGUCCAGUGUAUUCUGUAGUUCCAUCAGUUUGUAUUGUGUUCCAGUGUAUUCUGUAGUUCCAUCAGUUUGUAUUGUGGUCCAGUGUAUUCUGUAGUUCCAUCAGUUUGUAUUGUGGUCGUGUAUUCUGUAGUUCCAUCAGUUUGUAUUGUGGUCCAGUGUAUUCUGUAGUUCCAUCAGUUUGUAUUGUGGUCCAGUGUAUUCUGUAGUUCCAUCAGUUUGUAUUGUGGUCCAGUGUAUUCUGUAGUUCCAUCAGUUUGUAUUGUGUUCCAGUGUAUUCUGUAGUUCCAUCAGUUUGUAUUGUGGUCCAGUGUAUUCUGUAGUUCCAUCAGUUUGUAUUGUGGUCCAGUGUAUUCUGUAGUUCCACCAGUUUGUAUUGUGGUCCAGUGUAUUCUGUAGUUCCACCAGUUUGUAUUGUGGUCCAGUGUAUUCUGUAGUUCCAUCAGUUUGUAUUGUGUUCCAGUGUAUUCUGUAGUUCCAUCAGUUUGUAUUGUGGUCCAGUGUAUUCUGUAGUUCCACCAGUUUGUAUUGUGUUCCAGUGUAUUCUGUAGUUCCAUCAGUUUGUAUUGUGUUCCAGUGUAUUCUGUAGUUCCAUCAGUUUGUAUUGUGUUCCAGUGUAUUCUGUAGUUCCAUCAGUUUGUAUUGUGUUCCAGUGUAUUCUGUAGUUCCAUCAGUUUGUAUUGUGUUCCAGUGUAUUCUGUAGUUCCAUCAGUUUGUAUUGUGUUCCAGUGUAUUCUGUAGUUCCAUCAGUUUGUAUUGUGUUCCAGUGUAUUCUGUAGUUCCAUCAGUUUGUAUUGUGGUCCAGUGUAUUCUGUAGUUCCAUCAGUUUGUAUUGUGGUCCAGUGUAUUCUGUAGUUCCAUCAGUUUGUAUUGUGUUCCAGUGUAUUCUGUAGUUCCAUCAGUUUGUAUUGUGUUCCAGUGUAUUCUGUAGUUCCAUCAGUUUGUAUUGUGUUCCAGUGUAUUCUGUAGUUCCAUCAGUUUGUAUUGUGUUCCAGUGUAUUCUGUAGUUCCAUCAGUUUGUAUUGUGGUCCAGUGUAUUCUGUAGUUCCAUCAGUUUGUAUUGUGGUCCAGUGUAUUCUGUAGUUCCAUCAGUUUGUAUUGUGUUCCAGUGUAUUCUGUAGUUCCAUCAGUUUGUAUUGUGGUCCAGUGUAUUCUGUAGUUCCACCAGUUUGUAUUGUGGUCCAGUGUAUUCUGUAGUUCCAUCAGUUUGUAUUGUGUUCCAGUGUAUUCUGUAGUUCCAUCAGUUUGUAUUGUGUUCCAGUGUAUUCUGUAGUUCCACCAGUUUGUAUUGUGGUCCAGUGUAUUCUGUAGUUCCACCAGUUUGUAUUGUGUUCCAGUGUAUUCUGUAGUUCCAUCAGUUUGUAUUGUGUUCCAGUGUAUUCUGUAGUUCCAUCAGUUUGUAUUGUGUUCCAGUGUAUUCUGUAGUUCCACCAGUUUGUAUUGUGUUCCAGUGUAUUCUGUAGUUCCAUCAGUUUGUAUUGUGUUCCAGUGUAUUCUGUAGUUCCAUCAGUUUGUAUUGUGUUCCAGUGUAUUCUGUAGUUCCAACACCUUUUUUUAAAGGGGAAGUUGACCAUGAAUCUGUAUCACUGUUAGCCAAAUAGGAAUGUUUAAAAAAAAUAGUCUUAUUCAGCUUGUAAAUAAAAUCUGUUUUUGUGCUUUA